UCUGUCUUUUAGGGGACUGCUGGAAUUCCAGGUCUGAAGGGGGCUCCAGGUGGCACAGGCUUCAGAGGACUAGAUGAAGACAACGGAGAUGCUGGAACCAAAGGAGACAGGAGUUCUGUUGGUGCGUCAGGGAUCCAAGGCCAUCAGGGUGAGAGGGGUCAGAUUGGCCUCUCAGGGCUUCCUGGUCUCAGAGGUCAAGCUGGUCCCCAAGGCAUCCAGGGUGAAGACGGAGAGGUCGGCCUCCAGGGAGUGGUUGGAAAGGAAGGGUCAAAGGGCCACAGGGGAGCUCCAGGCCGCAAUGGGAAGUCGGGACCUAAAGGACCCAGGGGCCGUGGUGGACAGCCUGGUCUUUUUGGUAUACCUAGAAUCCCGGGUUUUAGAGGCCACAUUGAGACUGGGGGAGCAGAAGGAAAGCCUGGGUACUCCUGGCUCUGCUGGCAUUCCUGCAUCUAAAGGAGACAGAGGAUUCUCAGGCCUGGGGGGAGAGCCAGGACAAGCAGGUCCCCCAGGCACUCCUGGUCCUGCAGGAAAGCCUGGACAAGACGGCAGUCCUGGGCCACCUGGUGAUAAGAGCUUCACAGGGAAAGUUGGCAUGGAGGGUCCCCAAGGGCCAGUGGGCAUGUAUGGAGAACCUGGUGUGAGAGGUCCCGUCGGUAUCCCUGGGAAGAGUGGACCACCGGGCCGUCAAGGAGAGACUGGACCCAAUGGCAUACAGGGAUCACCCGGUCCUCCAGGCCUCCCAAGGCUGGAGGGCAGGACAGGGAAGCCAGGCCCUUCAGGAAGCCAGAGGCUUGUGGGGGCACAGGGGUCAGCUGGGCCCAUCGGGUUUCCAGGCACUCCUGGGAUGGAUGGUGUGAUGGGGCAGGUUGGAGAAAAAGGAGAACAGGAGCAGCAGGGCCUGUUGGGGACAGUGGGCCAUCUGGACUGGACGGACAGCAGGGUCCCCCAGGAACAGUUGGUGAGGAGGGGCUGUCUGGGAAAAAGGGGGAACAGGGUGCUCCAGGUCCCUUUGGAAAGCCAGGGCCCAAGGGACUCCAGGGAGAGCCAGGGCCACAGGGCUCCCAGGGGCUGCAGGGGGAGCCUGGGCCAAGGGGCAAAGAGGGAGAGAUGGGAGGUUUCGGCAACAGAGGAGAUCCUGGUCCUAAAGGACUUAAGGGGGCAAAUGGACCUUGUGGAUUCCCUGGGUUGGAGGGGCCCUCGGGAGCUCUUGGGGACAAUGGGAAAAGAGGAGUGAAAGGAGGGAAGGGCCACGGAGGACUGGCAAGGUGGGGUUGAUGGGGGAAGCUGGACCGUCAGGCUUGUCUGGAUUGGAAGGUGUUCCAGGUCCUUUUGGAUUGGCUGGGGCUGAUGGACCACAAGGGCAGAAGAGGGACAAAGGCCCUUAUGGUGUGGUUGGGGAUUCUGGAAACGCAGGCCUUAAGGGCGUGUCAGGAAGAAGAGGAUUGAAGGGUGACAUGGGAAAAUCUGGACCAAAGGGCAUGGGGAGGCAUGGGGAGACAGGGGAAGAUUGGUCCAAAGGGUUUCUCUGAACAUGAGGGGCCCGAAGGUGAGCCAGGAGAGAAAGGAGAACCAGGA
Messenger RNA from Salvelinus sp. IW2-2015, 1575 nucleotides. RefSeq names its product acetylcholinesterase collagenic tail peptide-like. Gene Ontology annotation, molecular function: extracellular matrix structural constituent conferring tensile strength. Lineage: Eukaryota; Metazoa; Chordata; Actinopteri; Salmoniformes; Salmonidae. The record is from RefSeq and is a predicted model, not a curated record. Gene Ontology annotation, biological process: extracellular matrix organization.